This is a messenger RNA of Lachancea dasiensis, 630 nucleotides long. The record is from the annotation of a GenBank genome assembly. Lineage: Eukaryota; Fungi; Ascomycota; Saccharomycetes; Saccharomycetales; Saccharomycetaceae.
AUGUCAUUUAGAGACGCUCUAAAUGUUUACGUAGAAAAGCCCGAAACGAGAGCAGAAGACGUGAUCUUCUACGAUUCUCAUGUUUCGAUUGUCAAAGAUCGCUACGCCAAAAGCGAAUGCCAUCUUUUGGUGAUCCCGAGAAACCAAAAACUGAGUAUAACAAAAGCAUGGGCCUUGAAAACUGAAGAGAAAGAAAAACUGCAACCUUACAUUGAUCGGGCUUUAAAUCAUUUAUUCAAAACCUUCACUCGAAAGCAUGCGUGGAAAGCUGCGGCACUGAAGCCGUUCGAGACAAAUGCACAAUUUCUCAACUUCGAUUUCUUUGUGAAUACUUUCACACAAGUCGGUGUGCACAGCGUCCCAUCUAUGAACAAUUUACACAUUCAUGUUAUGACAUUAGAUUUCCAUUCCCAAAGGCUCAAAAAUAAGAAGCAUUACAAUUCCUUUAACACAGAGUUCUUCAAGAAUUGGGAACAACUGCCUAUUGAUACUGUAGAUACUAGACAUAUGGAAGACGCUGUUAUUAAGAAAAGUGAACUUAAGUGCGUGUAUUGUCAGGAGAACUUCAAAAACAGGUUUUCUCAACUAAAAUUGCAUCUGGACCAGGAGUUUCGAAAACGAUUUGAUUAA